Paramuricea clavata is the source of this 5450-nucleotide messenger RNA. NCBI's taxonomy places the organism in Eukaryota, Metazoa, Cnidaria, Anthozoa, Malacalcyonacea, Plexauridae. The record is from the annotation of a GenBank genome assembly.
AUGCCAGGGUUUUUCGCUCGUAAAAAGUAUUGCCAUACAUGCAAGAAAGCUUAUGAUCAUCGAGAAGAUCACCUAUGCCCGAAUGCCUGUUCAUGUUGUCGCUUUCCCGACUGUCCCGUUGAGUCCUGGGGUCGCUGCAAUGACUGUAACCGGAUGUUCAAAAGUCAAGCGUGUUUCGAUCGGCAUAAACAGUCAAGCGGAAAAUCGAUCUGUGCGACGAUGAUUAAAUGUCCUGACUGUCAUAGACUUAUCAAACGAGGUCCGAGAGAUUCCGAGAAACACCAUUGUGGCAUGACAAAAUGCUUAAUAUGUAAAGAAUACACUCGACCCGGCGACCAUCGGUGUUACAUGCAGCCCGUGGAAAAACGAAACGAAGGUUUAUCGGACAGUGACGAUUCGUCUGAGCACCCUGAGGAUGAUGUUACGGAAGGCGGGUACGACCAAAUGUUAUUCUUUGAUUUCGAGUGUCGUCAGGAAAAUGGAAAUCACGAGCCCAGUUUAUGUGUGAUUCAGAACGAAGCCGGUGACGAAUGGGUAUUUGAAGGGGAUAACACACGGAACGAGUUUUGUGAAUGGUUAUUUCAAAAGGAACGGGCAAAUUGUGUGGUGAUGGCUCACAAUUUCCAGGGGUACGACAGUUACUUUAUUCUCCAAUACUUACGGGAGAACGGUGUCAAGUACGAUGUCAUCAUGCGCGGUGCUAAAGUGCUUUCCUUAUCUGUGGACAUGUUCAAGAUAAAAUGUAUCGACUCCUUGAACUUUAUCCCAAUGAGAUUAGCAGAUUUUCCAAAAACCUUUGGUAUCGACGAACUCGCAAAGGGGUACUUUCCGCAUCUUUUCAACAAGAAAGAAAAUGAAAAUUAUGUGGGACCGAUCCCACCCACUCCCUACUACAACCCGAACGGAAUGAGUCCUGCAGCGAAGGAAACGUUUUUACAUUGGCAUAGAAAUUUGAAGGACAACGAAUACGUGUUCAACUUCAAAGAGGAAAUUCUUGCUUAUUGUCGUUCCGAUGUGGAUAUUCUACGGCGUUGUUGCUUGGAGUUUCGCGAACUGUUCCGUAACGUCACAGGCAUCGAUCCCUUUGAGAAAUGCCUCACCAUUGCGUCCGCGUGUAAUCUAGUGUAUCGGACCAAUUACCUUGAAGAGAACACCAUUGCCAUCAUCCCACUACGCGGUUACUGUCCCGAGAACGUCCAGUCCCUUCUUGCACAAAAAUGGUUGUCGUAUACGGCCGAACGAAACGAAAUUGACAUACAGCAUAAUCGUAAUGGAGGAGAGAAGCGUGUUGGUUGGUAUUUGCUGGACGGUUAUCACGAAGAAACCCACACGGCCUAUGAAGUUCAUGGAUGUUUCUGGCAUGGUAAGUGUUUGAAUAAACGCCUCCCUCGAAUAGACGCCCCUUAGAAUAGUAUUUAGAAUAGUAUUUUUGAUUAUUUCUUAAAGGAUGUAUAAACUGUUACACUCGCGACACGAUGAAUCCUGUCAAAGGUAAAACCAUGCACGAUCUUCAUCAAAAAACCGUGGAAAAGAUACAGUAUUUGAAAAAUCAAGGCUACAACGUGGUAGAAGUUUGGGAAUGUAGAAUCAAUCGGGAAUUGGCAGAUAAUGAAGACAUGAAAUAUUACUUUGAUCAAUAUGAUGGAGUCGAUCCCUUGGAACCUCGUGAUGCCCUAUACGGGGGACGAACCAACGCGUCGAGACUUUACCAUGAGUGUAAUGAUGAUGAGAAAAUAAGGUAGGACGAAAAAAAUUUUGGACGUUAUGUUUUUACGUUAUGUAUGACGUCAUGUUUUACUACGUCAUGUAUGACGUCAUGUCUUACGUCAUUCUAGAUAUGUGGAUUUUACAAGCCUUUAACCCUGGUGCAAUAAAAUGACGCGAACGGUUGUGGGACAUCCGCGCAUCAUCACCGAGAAAUUUGGCGGCAUUUCCACCUAUUUUGGUCUGGUCAAAUGCACAGUGCUUCCACCUCGAGGUUUGUUCCACCCUGUUCUUCCUUAUCGCACCCAGGGCAAGUUGAUGUUUGCGCUUUGCAGGACCUGUGCCGAUGCCUGUAGCCAGACUCCCUGCGGCCAUGCCGACCGUGAAAGAGCCAUUCAGGGUACAUGGUGUAGCGUGGAGCUGGAGAAAGCGCUGGAGAAAGGUUAUCAAAUCGUACAGAUUCAUGAAGUGUGGCACUUUCCCGAAACCUCGGAUGACCUGUUCAAGGACUAUAUUGAAAUUCCUGAAAAUUAAACAGGAGGCGAGUGGGUACCCGAAAGAUAGUGUCACCGAAGAGCAGAGACAACAUUACGUGAACGAGUACUUUGGGAAGUCGGGAAUCCAUUUAGAUCCCCACAAGAUCGAAUACAAUCCUGGCUUACGCGCUCUGGCGAAACUGAUGUUGAAUUCGUUCUGGGGUGAGUACUAUGCUUUCACUGAUAUGUUUCCUUUACAUGAUACUUAACAGUUUCUCGUUUAGGUAAAUUUGCACAACGACCCAACAUAGUUAAAACCGAGCAGAUAAAAGAUCCACAAGUAUUCUUUGACUACCUCACUUCUGAUGAGAUCAACGUGCUUGAUGCCGAUUUAGUGAGUGACGACAUCAUCGAAAUCCGGUACGAGUAUACGGACAAUUUUAUCAAACCCGAUGCCAAGACCAACGUGGUCAUUGCUGCUUUCACCACCGCCUAUGCCCGUCUCAAGCUUUACGGCGUGUUGGACAUGUUGCAAGAGAGAGUGAUGUAUUACGAUACCGACUCAGUGAUUUUUGUCAGCAAACUCAAUGAACCCGAACCUCCCUUGGGCAACCAUCUCGGCGAAUUAACCGAUGAACUGGGAGGCGAAUACAUUACUGUGUUUGCGUCGGGCGGUCCGAAAAAUUAUUGCUACCGUACGAAUAGUGGUAAAGUUGAGACCAAAGUGCGUGGAAUCACUCUAGACUGCACGGCGAGGCAGAAGGUGAACUUCGAGGUGAUUCGUGGACUGGUGUAUUUACAUGCUAAAUGUCAAGUGACGGGGCAAGUGUCUGUGGACAUUCCGUUUAGAAUCACAAGAAAUACCCGGACCAAGGAAAUUGAAACGAAGCGUAUGAAAAAGGACUAUAGAAUAGUUUAUAAUGAACGUGUAAUUAUGGAUGAUUACAGAACAUUACCUUAUGGGUACUAAGACAUAACAGUUGUUCAUUACAGUUGAAAUAAAUAUUUUUACAAAGACGGUUUGAUCUCAAUGUUAAUUUUUAAUGUUCAGUUUGUGGUAAUGAUCCAGAUUCACCCCCGUUUCUUUCUCCAGUGCAUCGAUCUGCUUUUCUUUUUUUUCUGGCCAUGUCCCACAUCAUCAUUUCUCAGAUUUUCUCUAGCGUUCAUCUGGUAGGUAAAGGUGUUCCCCUGGGGGCCCCGGGGUACCGUUAUACCCAUUAAUGUUUCCAAUAUGAUUUGUGUCAACAUAAUGGAGUGCAACGUCGCAUUGUCAAUAAGUGUUGCUGGUAUUAUAUUCUUCUCUAUCAAAAGUUUCAUCAAAUCCAAAGUUGCCAAAUUUCCCUCUUGCAUAAUAAUUUUGUCCGAGAGCCAGUGAGUGACAAUGUUUCUCCAAGUCAUGUUUGCUUCAAAUGAUUAGGGAACUAAAGAGCCAGUAUCCUUUAUAGGUUUUGAUUACGGAAUAAUAUGUAAGUUACAAUAACUGAAAGAUCACGUGUUUCAAUGCUCGCCUGUGUUUCGCGCAAAAGAUAGUUUUCCAAUCGUCCGCCGUAUACUCAAGCAAUUCGAAAUCAUGUACUUUCGUAUCACUCAGACUUUCAGUAAAGGCCUCCAUCACUUCUGUUUCCGAAGCCUUUUCCAGAGCAUGAUCAAAGUAUAGACAUAACCGUUCGUCUCUUUCCAUCGUAAGACACUGGUGAUGCGUCUGGGACAGAUGCUCUGUCAUGCAACCGUUACAAUUUUCAACAACGAGCUGAGAGAUGAUAGGAGCGAUUUCUUCCGCGGAAACUUUUAGAAGUUUUUCGACGAUACGUUUUUGGCGGUAAUAGAAAAUAAGUUCCCUAUUAUCGAUAUCGAUAGGUUUAGACAUGUUUACUCUUUGUCUGAUCGAAAGUAAUGAAUGUUCCUUCCCGAUGGAAAAAGCAUUUAUACACGCGUGUACCUUCAGGAACCUUUUCAUAUUCGAGUGUACGUCAUGGGACACUCUGCUAGUAAAAAUCCGAAGGUCGAAAAGAAUCAUAAUAAACAGAAAAUGUUUAGAAUCGGCAUAAGUGUAGGACGAAACGAUCUAAAUCUCGAGGGGCAUGUACAAAUGGGAUACUGUAGUAAAACCGUUAAAAAUUACAAUCCCGCUGAAAAGACCCAGGAGGAUAAUAUUCAAAACGUUGAAGAAUGAAAGGAUUCCUUCAUUUCACGUGUGAACAUGGAUGACUACUUAUCUAGCGUUUAUUCCGAUCCGAAAAGGCCCGGAGGAUUUGGCGGAGUGGAUCGUUUGUACCAGGAUGUUAAAAAAGAAGGAAAGUUUGCGAUAAGUCGUAAAGAAAUUAAGGAAUGGUUAAUGAAACAAGAUGCGUACACAUUGCAUAAACCCAUGCGUCGCCACUUUAAACGAAACCGUGUCAUCGUGGGGGGUAUUGAUCAGGAAAAGCAAAUGGAUCUGGCGGAUUUGCAAUCCAUGCAGAAGUUUAACGAUGGUUAUCGCUAUUUACUUGUCUGCAUCGAUGUUUUUUCCACGUAUGCAUGGGUAGUCCCGUUGAAAAACAAAACAGGUCCUGCGCUGGUCGAAGCUUUCAAAGUCAUUUUAACGUCUGGACGCAAACCCGAAAAGAUCAUGACAGAUCAAGGAACAGAGUUUCUAAACAAACAUUUCCGAGCGUUGAUGAAAGAAGAAGACAUCGAACUGUACAAUACGUACAAUAACACGAAAGCUUCUAUCGUGGAACGUCUGAUUCGUACUCUAAAACCCAAAAUGUGGCGCUAUUUUACAAGAAAACCAUGCGAUACAUAGACAUGUUACCCGACAUGGUCUAUUCCUACAACCAUAGUGUUCACCGUAGCAUCAAGACAAGACCCGCGGACGUUACUGCUGAGAACGAGAAGAAAGUGUGGCACACUCUGUAUGAUGAUCAUAACGUUGUGAAAAAUGUAAAGUACAAAUUCAAGGUCGGUGAUCAAGUGAGAAUUAGCAAGAUGAAACGAACAUUUGAAAAGGGAUACUUGCCGAAUUUCUCCAAAGAGAUCUUCACUAUAACCAAACAAAUACCUCGUGAUCCUCCUGUGUACAAACUAAAGGAUCUGGACGGUGAAGAACUCAAAGGAACAUUUUACGAGAAAGAGUUGCAAAAGAUCAUUAAGGAAGAUGACGUCUACGAAAUUGAGAAAGUUUUGAAGAAACGUGGACGAGGCAAUAAUGUACAUUAUCUUGUAAAAUGGUUAGGGUACCCCAAUAAAUUUAAUUCGUGGGUACCCGCUUCUGAAAUAAAUAAGAUUUAA